GUGAUGGUGUCCCCUAGUUAAAAUGGCGACCUCCACCAAUUUCAUGUGGACUUUCUGAUCGAAGUCUGAGUGGUUAGAUUUUAAUUUUGUGUGGGUGAAUACCGAUCGAAAACAUGAAGGCAAAUAUUAAAAAGAAGAGCUCUCAAAAAACAGGCCUUAAAAAGAAAAGCUCCCAUAAAGCCAGCAUUUUGAAGCUUGCUAACAAAAGAACCAACCGUUUAGCAAAACAAGGAAAGCUACAUAAAGCUGAAAAGAAAAAAACAAAAAGGCAAAUUCUUCAAGAAAAAGCCAAUAAGAAAUUACAGGAGCAGCAACAAAAGGAGGCUGCCACUGUAAAUAAUAAUGUGGAAGAUGAAGAAUCAGAGGAUUACACUGAUGAGGACACUGAGCACUUCCAGUUCCUGAAAAAUGCCUCGGCAUUUGCAAGAACUGAUCUUAAUUUUGAAAACAAACCCCGUGGGAAAAAAAGAAAAGCUACAGAUGAUGAAGAAGAGGAGUAUGAGAACCAGCCCAGGUCAUUUUCUUCUGAUAAAGAUGCAGAGAAGAUGAAGAUGAUGUUACCAAUAAUUGACAAAGGAAAAGUAAUUAAAAGGAUGAUGAAGCAAGAUGAGGCUGUCACUGAUAAUUCACUAAAUGAUAGUAAUCAACAACCAAGUACUCCUGCAGUGCAGGGAAAAAAAGAUGAAGCAGCAGAGGCUGAAAAUAAAGAGAAUGAACCAGAGGGAAAUUCUGCAGACCAGAAGGAAAAAGAAAAGGCCAUGCUAGCAUCCAUGACAGCAGCCCAACUGUUUGUCUAUAGAAAGAAUAAACUGGCUGAGAAGAAACAGAAAAUAUCAGUCCUGUCUCAUGCUGUUCUGGAAGAUCCUCAAAGCAAUAUGAAAAAGUUAAAGGAACUAAGGCUGAUGCUAGGAGAGAAUGAUGCAGGAGUAGCCUUGACUGUUAGAAAGUAUGCGAUGGUGUCUUUGAUGGAGGUUUUCAAGGAUAUUGUACCUGGUUAUCGCUUGCGUAUUCCUACAGAGAAGGAGAAAACUCAAAGAGUUAAGAAAGAAACAAAGAGUUUAUGGGACUAUGAAGCAUCAUUUUUACUUAGUUAUAAAGUUUAUUUGGAGUUCUUGGAAACAAUGGCAAAAGGCAAACAUAUUGAGGAUAAGAGUUUUCUUACCAAACAUGGAAUACAAGAUUUAGCACUUCCACAGUCAAGCAGAGUUGAGUUUGGAAAGCUAGCACUUCGAUGUUUGUGUGAAAUGCUGGUGAACCAUCCACACUUUAACUACAGAAAUAAUAUCAUUGCCAUUAUAGUUCCAUUUAGCAAUCACAAAAAUAUUGAGUAUUCAACAGUAACAUGUGAUGCGUUGAAGAAUGUUUUCAAACAAGACAAAUCAGGAGAAGUAUCUCUGGAGGUAGUCAAAAACAUUGGUAGGAUGGUGAAGAAGUUAGACUUUGAUGUUCAGCCUCAGGUUCUAGAAACAUUUUUAGAAUUACAGAUAAAGGAAGUGGAGUUAGACUCGGAUGAGUACAAAUUAAAGAAAAUGAAGAGGAAAGAGAAGAUGUUGAAACUUUCACGUAGAGAGCGUAAGAGAUUGAAGAUGAAAGAGGCACUAGAUAAGGAGCUCCUAGAGACCAAAGCAACAGCAGAUAGACGACAAAAAUUGAAAAUGCACACUGAAAUAAUUCAAGCAGUUUUUGAGACUUACAUAAGAGUGAUAAAACUGGCCUCUGACUCUGCCCUUUUACCAGCUGUGUUGGAAGGACUUGCCAAGUUUGCUCAUCUGAUUAAUGUGGAGUAUUUUGACAGUUUAUUUGCUGCAUUUAAUAGUCUCAUUGAAUCAGGGCUUUUGACAAGCAGAGAAACUCUCCACUGUAUGCAGACAGCCUUCACUAUUCUGUCUGGUCAAGGCUCUGUAAUAAACAUUGAUCCUGCUAAUUUCUACAGACAUUUCUACUGUACAUUGCUCAAUGUCCAUGCUGGUUCGACAUCUGAAUGUGCAUCUAUAGUUCUAACUUGUUUAGACUCGAUGAUUAACAAAAGGAGAAGACAGAUCUCAAAACAAAGGAUCUUAGCCUUCAUCAAGAGAUUGUCAACACUGAGUCUACAACAGACAUCAGCUGCUGCUCUGGCAUACCUGGCCUCUGUCAGACAAUUCUUACAUACCUAUAAAUACAGUGAUAUCCUGUUUGAUACAGAAGCCCAAGGAAGUGGAGUAUAUUUACCUUAUCUAGAAGAUCCUGAACACUGUUGUGCUAACACUGCAAACUUAUGGGAGCUACAUUUAUUAAGGCGUCACUAUGAUCGAAAUGUACAGUUGUAUUCCAAACAUUUAAUUAAGAUGGCACCUCUUGCAGGAGAACAUCAGUUGCCACAGGACCUUGCUAGAAAGUCACCACAAGAAUUAUACCAGUCUAAAAGUACACAAGAUAUUUUUCACAAAAUACCUGAGAAGAGUGCCAAGAAAAGAAGGGUUAUGACUGAUUUUUCAAAUUCUGAGUUUGGUCAAUACACUACUUCAGUCUUAGAGUCUGUUUCAAGUUUACCUUCCCCAACAAUAGAAAUAUCUAUGGACACAAGUUGAAAGAAAAUAUUUGUUUUAUUGUCAUUGAAAUAAUAUACCUUGUAUAUAUGCAUUAACAAAUA
This is a messenger RNA of Physella acuta, 2632 nucleotides long. RefSeq names its product nucleolar complex protein 3 homolog. Gene Ontology annotation, cellular component: nucleolus. The record is from RefSeq and is a predicted model, not a curated record. Gene Ontology annotation, biological process: DNA replication initiation. NCBI's taxonomy places the organism in Eukaryota, Metazoa, Mollusca, Gastropoda, Physidae. Gene Ontology annotation, molecular function: chromatin binding.